Haplochromis burtoni (Burton's mouthbrooder) is the source of this 6142-nucleotide messenger RNA. RefSeq names its product phosphatidylcholine:ceramide cholinephosphotransferase 2. Gene Ontology annotation, cellular component: Golgi membrane; endoplasmic reticulum membrane. The record is from RefSeq and is a predicted model, not a curated record. Gene Ontology annotation, molecular function: sphingomyelin synthase activity; ceramide cholinephosphotransferase activity. NCBI's taxonomy places the organism in Eukaryota, Metazoa, Chordata, Actinopteri, Cichliformes, Cichlidae. The coding region runs from base 4101 to 5231 and encodes 376 amino acids. The transcript is spliced from 7 exons. Gene Ontology annotation, biological process: ceramide biosynthetic process; sphingomyelin biosynthetic process.
UUUUUGUCCGUCUUCGCGCGCACAAACUGAAGUUUUGUUUUUCUUUUGUUAAAACUUUUUUAACAAUUGUUUUAACCUGUUUUAUACCUAAAACGAACGGGAAACGCGCGUGCACCUUCCGACAGGUGUGUUUGAGUUCCUGUUUACGUUGCACCAGUUAAAAUGUGAGACGUACACUGGCUUACCGAAGCUGUGGACACGAAAUGUAACUUUUAACGUUAAAUCGGAGUAGGUUUUCACGGUUUUGACAUGUUCACACCAUUUAUUUUGUGUGAAUUUGUACUUGUUCUAUCAGAGAGUGGGGUUCAAACACCUUUUAAAUGAUAAGCCAGUUAAUCGAUAUCAGACUCGUCAAAGAGUCACGAAACGUUUGUUUUUAGUUGCUGGAAAUUAUUUAACGUGAACUAAUUUUAACUUCUGUUUAUCAAAGUAAAGCUUAAAAUUACUUCCUUCUUACUUUUGUUAAUGUUGUGCUAAUGGGAUUUUCAGGCUAAUUAAUCGAUCAGUUGUUGAUUGGCUAAUAAGUCAUUAAUUAGCAGAAAGUUAACUCAAAGUUCGUGGCUGUUUGCUGUUUUGUGGCACAUUUUUAAACAUGUCAUUCCUGCCUUUCUGUUGAGUCUUUGAUUCAAUGCUUGCAUAUUAGAUGUGUUUUCAUUGUGUUUAAUUCAGCUGGUAUAAAGGAUUAAUUGGCAGGUAUCAGUACAAUACUUCCAGCUUUGUCUCUCUAGCCACUUUAACAGAUACCAGGCUGGACUCCUUUUUGCCAUAAGUUCCUUGUGGCACAGAUUCAAGGAGGACAUUUAGCUUCACAUAGUUGGUGCAGAUUUAUUUGGCUGCACAUCCCAAAGGUGCUCUGUUAGAUGGAGAUCUGGUAAUUGUGCAGACCAUCUGAGUACAGUGAGUUUGAAUGAAAGCAGUUUGAGAUGAUUUAAGCUUUGUAACACAGUGUGUUAUCCUGCUGGAAGCAGCCAUCGUCAUAAAAGGAUGGACAUGGUCAGGUAAGUGUUUACAUGAUGCUCAUUGGAUUAUAAGGGGCCCAAAGUGUGCCAAGCAAGCUGUGCCCCAUACCAAGUCACACCAUUAGGAGCCUAAACUGUUGAUAUAAGGCUGGAUGGGUCCACGCUUUCCUGUUGUUCACGCCAUAUUCCGACCGUACCAUCGAAAACUAGCCUCAGAUUCCCGUUCUUAGCUGACAGGAGCGGUGCCCUGUGUGGUUUUCUGCUGCUGCAGCCUAUCUUCUUCAAGGUUCCACAUGUUGCAUGCAUUCAUAAAUGCUAAAUGUGUGAAAAUCCCAGCAGAUCAGCCCAUCUUGCAUAAACAGCAAUGUCACAUUCAAAGUCAUGAGCAAUUUAUCAGGUGUACCUAAAAAAAAAAAAAAAAAGUGGCCAGUGACUGUAAACAUUAUGUUGCUCUAAAAACAAGUGAAUCAUUAAUCAGCUGGUCAGACAAAUAAGUCUGAUAGAAAUGUGACUGUAUUUAUCAGUUCCAGCACUUUAAUGAGGUUAUUUAUGUGUUUUCUAUAACACUAUAUUACAAUAUUACGUAUUUGUGUUACUUUUAUUUGUUUAAACGAUGGUAAGUUUACUCAUUUGACAUUUCAGUGAGUACAUAGGCUGUUAUGAAGCCUGCUCUUCUCACAGUGUGACCAUUGGUUCUGUUUUAAAUCCUUGUGACUGAAUUUGUGCUUUUUUUUUGGCUAAACACAUUCUCUGGUGAGUGAAAGAUAAUGAAAUAAUAAUAAUAAUGAAUAAUAAUGAAAAAUAUUCCUUAUCUUACUAUCUCAGUGAGGUAAGUUGGGCGCUUUGCAGCAGUGUAAAACUCGUGUGUCCUGGGUUAAUGAAUCAGCUCUAACUUGGUGAAAUUGAAUUCUCAUGCCUGUAACUCGAUUAGACUUCGUUUCUGCUGCUCUGUAAACAGGAUGUAGCUUGGUAGCUGAGCAGAGGCCACUUUUCUGCCAGUUCAGGGCAGAAAGUGGAGCUUUUGACACAAUGACGCUAAAAUGAAACCAAACGGGAGCAGAAAAGCAAAUAAAGGUUCAUUCAGGGCAGAGCAGCUGAUGGUGGGCAGCAGGAGUUGUGUUUGGGACAAAGUAUGAAAAGGUAGUUAUUUGGAUUUUUCUGUAUUUGCUGUUCGUAGGGACAGAGUUACUCUUUUUUUUCUUUAGGGUUUUUGUUUUUCGCAACAUGAUUGGUUCCCUAAAAGUAUCAGGGGUGUGGGAUGUUCGACUGGAUGCUUAAAUCUUGCUGGUUGGUGACAGAAGUGCUACACAGUUAAAUGUAUUCUAUAAACACAGUUAUCAGUUCAAAUAUGUUACAGUGCCACCAGCUGCUAACUGGGGCUGCGGACCUAGAAACUACAAUGACAGCUAUAGUCACUUUAUAGAAUCACUUUAUUGUAUUAUAUUCAACUUUUUCUACUUUACUACUUUUUUUUCUAAAAAAAAAAGUUCAACUUUUCUGGUAAUUUCAUAGAAAUCUUUACUUUUGGAGCUACUGAUGUUUUUAUUUUCCUCCGUAUUGUAUUUUAUCUACUUCUAUUCCACUUAAUUUAAGGUAUUCUUAUAUUGCUGUAAGACAGGAACAUCCAUGGAAGGUUACAUAAAGUAUAUAGUGUCUUAUCUUAUUUUUCAUACAGUUUUCUGUGUAAUAAGUGACUAAAGAAGUAAGUUCAGGUUAUAGACCUAAAUUUAAGUUUGUACAGCCAAGGUUUAGGUUUAAUGUUUAUAAACCUUUAUUUUUCAAAUGGCUUCUGAUCAAAUUCCUAAUUUUAAUCCAACUGAAGACUUAUAUUUGAUCCAUUUUUAGAGAUUUUUAUAUGAAAUAGUAUGUUUAUUUCUGAAGAUUUGUUCGAUUUGGCACCAGUGAAUACAAAUCUUCAUGAUUUUGUUAAAAACUAUAGUUUUUUGUGAAAGUAAACUGUGAAAUAGAAUUUUUUAUUUAACCUUUAUUUAUAGGAUAAACCUAUUGAGGCUGUCUCAUUGACAGGAGAGACCAGUUUCAGACACAAAAAUCUACAAUUAAAGAGCUUAUUUAAAAUACAACAACAAACAAACUAAACAGUUUGUUUGUGGGGGUUUUUUUUGUGAGCGUAUAUUAGGGGGAAAAAAGAAGAAGAAGCUUAAAACUAACUAGUUAUCAUUUAGCAUCUUUCAUACAGCUGUGAACAGUUUAUUUUCAUGGAAACGUCUUGCCUGAGUAAUUCUGUCGGGUGAGACUGGUUAGAAAACAUUCACAUGGCGAUGCUCACACACAGGUGAUGUCAGACAUGCACUCCUGUGUGAAGUGUUGGUAGAAAGGCAACACACUCAGGAGGAAUUUAUCAGCAGUGGGUUUACAAGUGCACAUUUUAUUUUAGAAGUCGAUGAAUAAAUCCUUAUAAUUUCAAAUAACAUGUAAGUCAGUAUCAAACUAUGAACUUGCAUUCAUUGAAUAGUCAUGUUCGUUUCUAAUGCUGGCCCAGUUUUUAUGUUUUUAAACUGAAGUUUAAUGAUCAUUUUGUUAUUUGUCAAACCACGCCUUGCUUCUUGAACGAGGAAGGGCGUGGGAGGUUUAUCAGCACAUUAUCAGCAGAUACUGAUCCUGAAGGUGAAGACUUGAAAUGGCGGUGUCUGUCCCAGGUGGCAUGCUGUCAGAACGUGUCAGCAGCUGUGGGUUCACACACUGUGUUUGUGUGGGCGUGUUGGCUUUGCAGGGAGUGUCAUCCUCAGGUUACUAAAGGCCAAAUUCUCUGGAGUCAUGUGGGCUUCCGGGUGUAGGUGUGUGUAUACCAGUAUUACUGACAUUGUGGGGACGUAAGUCUGUCUACAGUCACUCUGUGAGGACUUAAUGUCCUAAGAGGGACCAGAAGGACUUGCUGUGACCCUGAAAUGGAUAAACAGAAAAAGGUUUAUGCCGGUCACCUGCUUUCUCUGUGACGUCACUGCAAAUACUGAAGAUCGCUGCUCUGUCGUUAAUACCAAAUGGUUUGCAGACCAAGGAGCUCAAUCGCUGCUGACAGUCGGACUUCUUCAUUAUUGACACAGAAGCUCACUCUUGUGAGUGAUCAAAGAACUCAUUAAACUUUUUCACAUAAAUCAAAGAACUUAUUUGCCAAAGACUUCAAUGGCAGCAUCAGAACUGAUCCAGGAAGAUGAUAAAAACUGCAUAGAGGUGAUUUCGACAGAUCCGCCUUCACCUCCUCAGUCUACGAAGGUGCCCAACCAUACUCACCACAUCUCCCGGGCACCUCAUUCUGAGGAUGUUCUCGAUGGUGACGGCAAAGGCAGGCGCAGAAAAAUUACUGAAGUGCUGAAAGAGAACCAGCUGAUAAACUCGCUGUGCAACAAGAUACAGCAACGCUGCAACUACGACAAGAUCACCAAGGAGUCAGACGACCCUCUCCCUAAAGAGUGGUGGAAAACGGGUGUGUCCUUUAUCUACGCCUUCUUCGCCCUCGUCUUCAACGCUGUCAUAAUCGUUAUCAUCCAUGAACGGGUGCCUGACAAAUCUGUGAUUCCGCCGCUUCCUGACAAGUUCUUCGACUACAUUGACAGAGUGCCCUGGGCCUUCAAAGCAACAGAGGCCUGUGGCUUGACUCUCUGUGGAUUGUGGCUCGUCCAGUGGCUGGCACUUAAACACAGAGCGAUCGUGGCUCGGCGGUGUUUCUUCAUGAUUGCAACGCUCUACCUUUAUCGCUGCAUCACCAUGUACAUCACCACCCUGCCAGUACCUGGAAAACACUUAGAGUGCGCUCCAAAGCUCUACGACAAUGUGACGGAGAAAAUGUGGCGGAUUAUCCGGAUGGUCUCAGGAGGAGGUUUGAAUGUGACCGGCUCUCACAUCUUGUGUGGAGACUAUUUGUACAGCGGUCACACCAUCAUGCUGAGGCUGUCCUACCUCUUCAUCAAGGAGUACUGCCCGCCCAGGUUCUGGUGGUAUCGUUGGUUCUGCUUUUUCCUGAGCAUAUUUGGACUCAUCUGCAUCCUCCUCGGCCAUGAACACUACAGCAUCGAUGUGGUGGUUGCAUACUUUGUCGUCAACUGGACCUUCCGGUGGUACUACGCCAUGCUGGAAUCACAUGUACACAAUCAGGAACCCAACAAGUACCUGACUAGAACCUGGUGGAACCGGAUCUUCAAAUUCCUGGAAGGGAACGUCAAGGCUACUGUUCCCGUUGAGUUUGGGUGGCCGGUGCCCAUCCCUACUACCUCAUGCAGACGGAGAUACAGUAUAGUGGACAGGUAUGAUAGUUAAGUGAGGACAAAGAGGAGGGGAGAUAAGUCACCUGAUGACAGCAGCAUCUGUCCUCCCUGACUCCUGAAGAGGACGGAUGGACAGAGGUGGACAUGAGACUCUACCUUCAGGUUAUUUAUUGGAAUCAGCAUUUUUGUACUGAGGACUCGCAGGAGGAAGAGACGGUGCGUUUACAUUAUUAGCUCUUGCUCUUUAUCAGAAACAACAUUUUUAAUGUCUUCAGAAUCCAUGACGUAAACCUGCCAACAAGAAAAGACACUAUUUUUUUUGUAAGCUAGUCUGAGAGUGGUGCCAAAGCUAAACUUCUAAGCUGUGUUGUAUUUUUCAGUCUGGAUUGUUGCUAACUGUGCUAAUUAUAUCUUUGGGAUAUACUUAAGGAAAAUGAAGCUGCACAUUCAAAUGGUAAAAAAAGACUAAAUCUAAACUAGCCGUGUUGUUGUUUCUGGAUGUGCAACCUCCCACAAAGUAAACUAAACCCUUAAGUAUUACAGUUCCUUCUGGCUGUGGUGGUUUAAAGUGGUUUGACUUCAAAUUCUCAGUGCUAGCUCCAGGUGGGUCCUCAUCAGUGUCAAUUAAUUUGUUUUUGUAGCUUUAUGUUCUUGAUUGUUGUUGUUGUUGUUGUUGUUUAAGUUAUAUUUUCAAGUCCGAAUGUUAAGUGUUAAGGCACUGAGUUAAUGGUGGGUGUUUGUUUUUUGUUUUUUUUGUUUUAAAUGCCAUAUCAAUCAGUGAAAGAAAACCUUACUGCAAACUUUGAUUCUACCUAAUGUACCUAGCAUUAAUAAUGAAGGUCGUUGUGCCAGAAAGCUCCACAGUUUUAUAAACGUGUUUCUUCACAUUUUGCCAAUGUUGACUUGAACACACUGCCACAAUCACAUGUUUGCUUUGAUAAUAAAAGACUUAUUUUGAGCACA